CUGUUGCUUCUGUUCAUAAGUAGUAGAGGGUGCUCCACUCUACAAAUUCUGCGGUGUAUCAGAACUACAAAGUAGAUCACUGUUUGAUGGGAUCUCCUGAAGAUCAGAAGGUCCAUCCUGAUGGUUGUACUAGAGUGGUCAAACAAAAAGUGGAUCCGUCUGAGCUGGUCUAUAAUGUCCGAUCUUCUAGGAAAGAUACUUUCUUUUAUUCCAGACUCUCAUCAUUAUUCGAGACUAUACCUCGAUCGUUCUUCUUUGUUUCCAGGAUAUUUUCAUGACGGGGAUAAGUAUCUUCAUAAGGGGGAGUAGUGCUCGGACGAAGAACACGGAUUUUUUGACAAAUUGAUGGCCAUACUUGAGCCAUCUAAAUUUUUAGUCCUGAGACAUUUACGCGGCUAGUACUACUUCGCUCCUUUAUUUUCACAAGAACUUACUGAAUCGUGUUUGAGACGAACUUGAGCUUUUUAAAUCGUGACAUUACAUACAGGAGACUCGAAUAUUCAUUCAAGAUGGCUGACGAGUCGGGUGGUCCUCUGACCGACGAAGUAAAUGAGGUCAAGGAUGGCCACUCCUGGAAGCGCAUUUGCGCAGCGUUCGAAGAUGAGGCUGGGGAUUCUUUAGAGGAUUGCCUCGAAGACGAUAAAAGUCGCGUUCCUGAACCCUGGGUGGUGAACAUUCUCCGUGAAAAAAUAUGUAGCUCUACUACAACUGGUUGUAAUAGAAGUACUUCAAGAAGUACAAGUACGACAACUCCAACACCAACUCCAACACACGACUCUACAAGUACAACAACUCCAACUCCAACACACGACACUACAAGAAGAAGCCUGUCGUCAAGCUCAGGAAGUAGAAGAAAAGCAACUAAGAUUAUAUCUUCUGUCGCAGCUUCAACUUUGGUCCUGGAGGACUUUGUUGAGCGAGUGUUGACAAGAGAAGCAGCGGAUGAUGUAGUAGAAGAUGACGUUCUUGAUGACACUGAAGAUCAACAACUUAGAACGCUGGACACAAAGAGCGUACUAGAAGGAGACACGACAUCAACAAGGUCUCAAAUUCGAAGAGCGAUGAAAGUAUCAACAUCGACGUCUUGUUCCUCUUCCUCAACGUCAAGACCGUGUUCAGGAGCUGGAGUAGAACUACCAGGAGCCUCGACGACGACGAAAGAUGGAAAAAGUGGAGCCUUGGUACGAAAGUUUUUCAGACAAGAAAUGUUUUUGUCAAGCAGGGGACACAAGAGUGAACUGCUGUCGAACAAGUCACAUGAUGAAGAGCAGGGCCAAGCAGCUAAGGAGGAGAGUACAAUAAAUAGUUCUUUUCUGACUCGUUGUUCUCACCUAGUGGCGUUUCUGUCGAAGCAUUAUUGUGCCCCAUUACAACGUGUAGCAGAAGCAGUGGCUGCGAUUGACGAGGUAGAAAGCAUACGCAUCGCAGAGCAGGGUGAAGUAGAUGAUUCUGACCGACUUGCAAAACUUUCCAAUGCCUACGUGAAUUUGAUCAAGGCGAUGGAUGAGAUUCAGCCAUUCUUAGCAUCUUCCAGUGGUAGUGAUUCCAGUGGUAAAACUAGAUCUAGAUGCCGAGAUCCAGAUGUAGAAGAUGUGAUCAAGGUCGUUCUUGUGGACGAUUCUGUCGUGGACGAUUCUGUCGAGGAUUCACGACUACAGCAAUGUGCUGAGCCUCCCAAAGACGCUCCUCCUCCGAUGAAGAAACGGAGAGUGGUGAAAAAGAAAGGAGCUCUGGCCGAAAGUACUUCUACUUCAGGUGGAAAAGGCGUCAACACUCAAGUAGAGGUUGAUGUCUCUCGAAAUCAGGUUGCCCACAACCUAGCGCAAAUCUAUGCUCUACAAGGCAAACGCCGCGACUGCAUCGCGGUUUUGGAGAAAAACUUUCUCCGCAACUACAGAAAGAACCUUCUCCUCCUCGCUGGUGGUGGUGCAGCAAAAAGAACCCAAUCCGUGCAGCAUCUAAGGGAGCAGUCUCAACGUUUGCUUACCUUGCUCUUGCAGGAAGGGACAGACGACCGCGAAUUUGCAGCUGAACUUCUCACUUUCCUGGGCUAUAAGGCACGCUUUAGACAUUUUCCCUUAACUACGAGCGGAGAGGAGGACAUUGUACAACAACUCGAUCAUACACGAGGACAACUGUCAUCUACUCAGCAACGACUUGACCCACGACAAGAAGAGCAACUACCAGAAGACGAGGAUGAAGUGCCCCUCCUCGUAUUCGAUAAUGCCUUGUCUGCUACCUCGCUAUCAGAGUUGCGGUGGAUAUUCGAUAGGAAAUUCUUCACUGCUCACAACUACGACCCCUUACUCUACGAUUGCCGGUUGGCUAGAAGAAAUCCCGCAUAUUUUUCGCUGUUUCACGAUCUCUCUGCACCACGAACGAGCGUGGACAAGGUACUAAAGAGCUUCUUGGAAAGAGUCAUUGAGAAACUUCAACAAGGAGGUCAAGGGAGUGGCAACGUUGAGGCCAGCACUUCUGUAAAAAAAGUGAGAGAAGGACGAGAAGAAGUCGAAGAAGAUCUUCGUACAGCAACCUGCGAGAUGACAUCUUCACCUGCGUCUUCAACUACAAGCCCGAGGUCAACAUCAACCACGAACGACCCUGCAUCAGGCUCAACAGAAAGAUUUUUAGAAGUAAGAGAAGAUCGUAAAAAAAGAUUGGAACAUUUCGCCUCUCAGUUACAGCGCGUGCGCUAUGCGGAAACUUGGACUCAUCGGAGGAGCCAUCUAGGCUAUCACCAGCUGCAUGUGGACAGCAAAGACGAAGGGCAAGUUUUAAAUCCUGAAACUGGCAAAGUAGAAAAUCCCAUCGCAACUUUCGUACUCUUUUUGCAGUGUCGUGAUGGGGGUACAGAUGAUCACGAGGAUGAAGCAAAGCAGGAGGAAGCAGGAAGAAGGAGAAGUUGGAUCAAAAAUGACCAGAACGACUCAACAAAUCACUCUUCUCUAAGUACUACAAAUCCCUCUUCUUCAAGUACGUGCCCUCCAUGUCCACCGACUGUGAUUACGACUCAACGGCUUGGUUCAGAAGCAGCGACGUUGGAUGCAGCCACGUGCCAUUUAGUGUUUCCCAAAGAGAAUCGCGCAGUGUGCUUUUCGGGUGAUUUGUAUCACGGGGUUGUGCCGGGAAAGAUUCUUGGAGAUGAUAAUUUGUAUGUUGACCACGGUGUUGUAAGCAGCCUUCAACAAGGAGAAUCAGCUUCAGGUUCAGGAGAGGUAGAAGAAAGUUCUGCACCUACUACAGAGGUUGUUGUAGCCUAUCGCCAUACUGUGAUGAUUUCGCUAUGGGAAAACUUGGAGCCAGGCAAGCCAGGAAAGUCAAUGUUUAGAAGACAAUUACAGACUGAGGCGGAACCUGGUCAAGACAACGUGCGCAGCAAUGUGACGACAUCUUCAAGUGAACCAGGUGAAGAAGACGGUAGAACUUCUACAGGAGGUCUACUUACUGGAGAGUGCGAUUGGAAACAUAAAGCAAUUUUUGGUCGACGAGGAAGGGGAGAUCAAAUAAAUGCCGACACCUCCGAGGACAGCUCUGGUGGUUCUUCCAGUGAUAUUAAAGACGAGAAGAUUACCUUUGCAUCUCCUAUCUAUGGUGGCAAGGUAUGGGAGUCAGUCACUGGCGAGGGGCUUGAUGCGUCCGCUAAGGACUUUCACUUUCAUGAAGUUUUCCAAUUCUAAAUCCUAAGCAAAGAAGCCCUCCCUCGUCAGCACACGACAAAUUGAUACGAAGUCCAACUAAGUACUCGCAGGAGUUAAGAUGUUGAGCCAUUCCUUACAGAAGAAAAU
This is a messenger RNA of Amoebophrya sp. A25, 3785 nucleotides long. The record is from the annotation of a GenBank genome assembly. Lineage: Eukaryota; Dinophyceae; Syndiniales; Amoebophryaceae.